UUCUCCCUCCCUCCCCGCGCGUUGAUUUCAUACCAAACUCACACUUGGCAUUCCGCCUUUUUUUUUUUUCCUCGUUGUACUGUCAAACACUGUUAUUUGUAACGAGGGAAUACUCGCGAUCCAUAAAGCCGCCGAACCGCUGUCGAAUCUCUCCCCCCCCACCCGUGCUGAGGAGAGCGCGUGCCGGGCACCGCGGGCCGAGGGAGCCGUAGUAAGGUGUGUUGUGGUCACAAGCCGUCAUCAUUGCGUCGGAGUGGAGUUGCCGUGGCAGCCCUGAUGGGGCGCAGGAGGACGGCGGCGAUGGAGAAGGAGCGGGAGACGGGGCGGACCGCGGAUUGGACGGUGACCCCGAAGGAGUGUGGAGCCCAGACAUUGAGCAGAGCUUCCACGAGGCUCUGGCCAUAUACCCUCCCUGCGGCAGGAGGAAGAUCAUACUUUCUGACGAGGGGAAGAUGUAUGGUCGAAAUGAGCUGAUAGCUCGUUAUAUCAAGCUACGGACGGGGAAGACGCGCACUCGCAAACAGGUGUCUAGUCACAUUCAGGUUCUGGCGCGUAAGCGGGUACGAGAAUACCAGACCAGCAUCAAGGUCUCUAGCCACCUGCAAGUCUUGGCCAAGAGAAAGUCUCGUGAGAUUCAGUCUAAGCUCAAGGCCAUGAACUUGGACCAGGUCUCCAAAGACAAGGCGUUACAGACAGUAGCCAACCUCUCAUCAGCUCAGAUUGUGUCCGCGAGUGUCAUGAAACCCCAGACUCCGUUCCCCCCACCUGUCAGAUUUUGGCCCGGCCCCAUGCCAGGACAGCCUGGACAGUCUCAGGACAUCAAGCCCUUUGCACAGUCACCAUACACUACACUACCAGCCCCUGUCCCAGCAGCUAUCAGCUACGAGCCCCUGCCUCCGCCGCGACCUGCAGCUAUAGCAGCUCCUGUAUGGCAAGACAGAACUAUCGCCUCAGCAAAGCUCCGGCUCCUGGAAUACUCUGCUUUUAUGGAGAUCCAGAGAGACCGGGAGAUGUAUAAACACCUCUUCGUACUCAUUGGCCCAUCAAACCCGGGCUACAGCGACCCCGUGUUGGAGUCCAUAGAUGUCAGGCAGAUUUACGAUAAGUUCUCUGAGAAGAAAGGAGGCCUGAAGGAGCUGUAUGAGAAAGGGCCACGCAACGCAUUCUUCCUCGUCAAGUUCUGGGCCGACCUGAGCAGCGACAUCGAGGAGGGCUCUGGUGUGUUCUACGGCGUGAGCAGCCAUUACAGCGGGACAGAAAACAUCACCAUCAGCGUCUCAACCAAGGUCUGCUCCUUCGGCAAACAGGUGGUGGAGAAGGUUGAGACGGAAUAUGCACACAUGGAAGGGGGAAAGUAUGUGUUCCGCAUCAACCGUUCGCCCAUGUGCGAAUAUAUGAUCAACUUCAUCCACAAGCUCAAACACCUGCCCGAGAAAUACAUGAUGAACAGCGUACUGGAGAACUUCACCAUCUUACAGGUGGUGUCCAACAGAGAAACUCAGGAGACUCUGCUGUGCAUCGCCUUUGUGUUCGAAGUGUCCACCAGUGAACACGGUGCACAGUACCAUGUCUAUCGGCUAGUUAAUGACUAGCAGCACGUUGGGUGCAUGCAGAGACUCUCCAGACUUUUUGAUACAUAAAGCAUAAACACUAUUUCCAGUUUCAACACAGAGAAUCGACACUCCUCUACUCUAAACACACUAUUUUUAACAGACCAACAGUCACACUGUAGUCACACCUCUUUUCUAAUGUUUAUGCAUUCAUCAUCGCUGCAAACUAUGCACACAUUUCCUAACAUGCCGAGGCUGAAAUGCAAAUUUAAAAUUCGUUUUAAUAGAUUUUGACCAAAAUGUGGCGUAAUCAUCUGCACGUGUUGUAAUUAUAUUCAAUGUAAUUAUUCCGGUGAAUUCCUGAAUAAUUUCAUAAUCACCCGGGGAAACUGAUUGUGCACGCCUCUCGAUAUCCUUAUCGGUGGAAGAUUUUAAUAAUAAAUUGAAUUAACUGACCAGCAUGUUUUUAAAAAAAGAAACCAGCAAAAGAGCCAAAUUACACUUAAACCUGUUUAUUAUGUUAUAUUCGUCAUAUACUUUUAUAUACAAUGACAAUCUAGCUGUGGUGCACUGAAAAUCCUCUUCUCCAAGUAUAUGCAUUUACAUCAUCGGUGUGACUGAUGUGAGACAAGUUUGAAUAUAGGUUGUCAAUCAAACCAUUUAACCAGUGUUAACAUAACCCUUCCACAAUGCCUCUUUCUUCUACAGUCUGUACACGCUGCACGCUAGCAAUUGAUUGAGCCUGUAAUGGCGUAUCAUCCAUCACGGCUCGGCGUGGAGGAUCAUUAUACUCAAGCUGGUUUAAUCCAAACUGCUCGCAUCGUGUGGCAGAAGCAGUUUGAAAGAGUGCGCCUGUUCCCAGAGUGCACUCCACCACUCGGUGACGACGUAAAAGUCGUAUUUCUAUUUGAAACCGGUCGUCAGAGUAUAAAAUGAGUGCUCCUAUUUGCUGUAGCACGCUUCCCAGUGGUACAGUGUGUGCAGAGGGGGUGGAGAUAGUUUGUUUAAAUGUCAAAGAGGUGUUUUCAUUUUGACUAUACUUGAUUUUUGGAAAGAAAAACCGAAAGGUUCCCUGCUAGUUUCAGAUUUAAGUUCAGCAUUUUGAAUGAAACAAUUAGCUUUUUACUGUUCACUUACACAAUACUGCUUUAGUCUAACUGCGUUGGUUCGCUGCAGUAUUUCUACCUCUGCGUGAGUUGGGAUAAGAAUGUGCUUUGGUUCAUAAAGCCUUAACCUGAGGAGCACUGAUGUAUAGGACGUGUACACUACACUUGUAAUGGUACUGUUGUUUAUAAGCCAAAACGAGCUCAAUAGACUUGUUUUCUUUGUAUUUUACCGGCACAGCUAGACGUUUUACUCUAAACCUGAGAAAUGAUGGGUGUUUAGGUUUUUAUCUUUUUUGGUGUAUGCAAAGUGAUGUAUGGUACAGACAACACUACGGUUACCCACAGUGCACUGGGAAAUAUUUUUGUCUGAUAUCACUAACAAAUUAUCCAGCUUACACUUGCCUUUUUUUCUGUUUCGGUCGAUGUGAUGCUCUUUGUUUCUGGUAAAAAUUGUUACCAGCAUUUUUUUAUAUAGUAAAUGUUAAUGGCCUGUAUUACGCCCUCUUCUGGCAGGAUUAUCUUUGAACUAUUAUUAUAAAAAGUAAAAAACUGCUUUAAAAAAAAAAAAAAUCUUUUCACUGUGUGGUCUGCUAGAAUUUUGAUCUGUAUAUUUUACCCAUCAGUGUGCUCUGGUUGGCUGUAUCCCAUUUUCUUUUGUGGCCCGGUUAGCUCAGUGCCUUCAUGCUGUACCAAUAAAACCACAUGGUGUUUGCAGAAGCAAGUUUUUGAAGUAAAACAGCUGCACGAGAGAGGAAAUCUUCCUCACAAAAAACAUCUACAUACGUAUUGAAACUGUUCAUUUAUGGUUUGGCACAAUUCCAUCAACUGUCAAGUGAUUAAAGUUGGCCUUGCAUGUUA
Molecule: messenger RNA, 3514 nt
Organism: Gasterosteus aculeatus aculeatus (three-spined stickleback)
Lineage: Eukaryota; Metazoa; Chordata; Actinopteri; Perciformes; Gasterosteidae
Gene: tead3a
Product: TEA domain family member 3 a
Biological process (GO): hippo signaling; embryonic organ development; regulation of transcription by RNA polymerase II
Cellular component (GO): transcription regulator complex
Molecular function (GO): RNA polymerase II cis-regulatory region sequence-specific DNA binding; DNA-binding transcription factor activity, RNA polymerase II-specific
Source: RefSeq, a predicted model, not a curated record